AUGACUUCGAGCAGGACACAUGCAUGCAACGGGAAGCUCCCGUUCAGUGCGCUUCAGGGCACUCUCCUGGGGCAACCGUACAAACCUCCCGACAAAAACACUGCGCCCACUGUCCCUCCCACCAACAGCACUGUUCCCCUGUCCCGGGCUACUCCAACACCUGCUUGGGCACAGGUGGAUCACCGCCCAGUGCCGGCCCCCUACCUGUCCUCCACGUCCCCGCCAUCCCGCUACCUGCCCGCCCGCCCCGGUGCCUCCUCAUUGCCGGUGGAUGCCCGGAACCCCAGUGUGGGGAGUAGACCGAGCCGCAAGCGCCGGGCUCUCCCCUCUCUCCCUCAGCCACCGCGCUCCCUCUCACCGCUGCUGCUGCCGCUCGUCCCUCAGUCAGUCCCGGACUGGCGGCGCCGACCCGAGCCCCAGGUGAAGCGCGGCUUGGCCCCGCCCCCGGCACACGGCCCCGCCCCCCGAACCGCGUCGCAUGGCCCCGCCCCCCGAACCGCGUCGCAUGGCCCCGCCCCCGGCAACACGGCCCCGCGUCGCAUGGCCCCCGCCACACGGCCCCCGCCCCCGGCCACGGUCCCGCCCCCCGAACCGCGUCGCAUGGCCCCGCCCCCCCGAACCGCGUCGCAUGGCCCCGCCCCCGCCAACACGGCCCCGCGUCGCAUGGCCCCGCCACACGGCCCCGCCCCCGGCACACGGUCCCGCCCCCCGGCCCGCGUCGCAUGGCCCCGCCCCCGGCAACACGGCCCCGCGUCGCAUGGCCCCGCCACACGGCCCCACCCUGCCACACGGCCCCGCCCACAAUUACAUCACACGGUCCCGCCCCCGCACGGCCCCGCCUUCACCAGCGUCGCAUGGCCCCGCCCCUGGCAACACGGCCCCGUCCCCGGCCACAAUUACAUCACACGGCCCCGCCCUCACCCGCGUCGCACUUACGUUACCUGA
Leucoraja erinaceus (little skate) is the source of this 945-nucleotide messenger RNA. RefSeq lists its product as uncharacterized. The coding region runs from base 1 to 945 and encodes 314 amino acids. The transcript has 2 exons. Lineage: Eukaryota; Metazoa; Chordata; Chondrichthyes; Rajiformes; Rajidae. The record is from RefSeq and is a predicted model, not a curated record.